AUGGCAAAUGUAGGCGGUCCAAGUCAAAACCACAGAAAACUGCUAACAAAAGUUACUGAAUCAGUUAUGAUGUACGCGGCCCCCGUCUGGGGUCAUGCACUGCAGCAAAAUUCCUACGUUAAGCUUGUAAACUCUGUUUUCCGUCUUAGUGCCCUUCGCGUUUGCAGUGCUUUCCGGAAAGUUUCGCAUGAUGCAGCCUGCGUCAUAACUGGUAUUAUGCCUGCCGAUUUAUUGGCUAACGAAAUCCAGCGUACCUAUAUGACGGCCCGAACAAAAGGUAACCCCUGUGAACACCAAAACGCUCCUGAACCCCUAAUCACAUUAGUGGAUGGAGGAUUAUGGAAAGGACGGUAUGACGUGGGGCAUGUUUAUGCCACGGCCUCACCCCGAU
Molecule: messenger RNA, 391 nt
Organism: Rhagoletis zephyria (snowberry fruit fly)
Lineage: Eukaryota; Metazoa; Arthropoda; Insecta; Diptera; Tephritidae
Source: RefSeq, a predicted model, not a curated record